UGACUGUUGAACUACAUCUACCAGAUACGGGAUAAUCACAUUAGGGCUCCCAAAUAUACGAGGUCGGUGUGCCCCGGUCCAUGCUCCCCACUGUUGUCAUGUCGAUGCUAGCUAAAGAGCUAUGGCUGGGACGGGCAUAGUCAUCUUGAAAUUCAGAGGCGAGAUCUAGAUCGGGCGGCUACCGCAAGCAUCGUGAUAUAUAACGAAUCAGUUGCCCUUCGAGGCCCCUCUGCCACUUACCCUCAUUUCUCCUUGCUACUGAGAACCACCAAAUGGCGGAAAUUCUUCCAGAGGCUGCCAGGUAUACACCUCGCGAGGUCGUGAUACCCCCCGUUCCUGCGACAGAGGUUCUGACCGAUCUUCAAUGGGAGACUAUUCUGGCCUUGGCCGACGCCGUCGUCCCAUCUAUUCGUGCUGCCGCAGACAAUGCUCCAUCAACCACGCACUACACCGUGACCGAUGCUGACUUCGAAUCUGCUACAGCCACCCUCACAGACACGCUCUCGGUAUCUGAAGCAUCGGCAGGUGUGGCCCGGGCCUAUCUGGAGGAGAGUGCCUCGGCUCUUCCCCAAUUUCGAGAGGGCCUUCAGCGCCUGCUGGCCGACUACGUUCACAAAGAAGGUCAGAACGGCAUCCGCUUCAUCCUCGAUGUACUGAAUACGCGGGCCGGAUCCCUUCUUUUGACCGGCUCCACGACGCCAAUCCAAAACCAACCCGUGGCAGUGCGCGAACAGAUCUUUGUCGGAUGGGCCUCCUCGCGCUUACCUCCCAUCCGCCUGAUCUAUAGAUCACUAUCGGCCAUGUUCAAGACCACGUGGAUGAACGCCAGCCCAACCCUGAACACCGCAAUAGGAUUUCCUCGAAUCCCCGUGCAGGUCAAGUAUGCGCCGGGCUGCUGGGAAUACGAGUUCCUGCAGUUCCCUCCACCUUCACCGAGCGAAAACGAGCAGGAGCAAGAAGUCCCAGAAGUCAUUGACACUGACGUCGUCAUCAUCGGCAGCGGCUGCGGAGGCGCCGUCGCAGCCAAGAACCUGGCCGAAGCCGGCCACCGCGUGCUGGUGGUCGAGAAGUCCUACCACUAUGCAUCGCAUUACUUCCCAAUGGACAACCGCACCGCUCCCGUUACCCUGUUCGAGGGUGGGGCUUCGAUUCUCACCGACGACGCCUCGGUGGCCAUCUUUGCUGGCUCGACCUGGGGCGGGGGCGGCACCGUCAACUGGUCGGCGGCGCUGCAUACGCAGGCCUUUGUGCGUCAGGAAUGGGCUCAGGACCACGCAUUGCCCUUCUUCACUUCGGCCGCUUUCCAGACCUCUCUGGAUCGCGUCUGCCAUCGCAUGGGCGUCAGCGCUGCCAAUAUCCGGCAUAAUCGCCAGAAUCGUGAUCUCCUAGAGGGGGCGCGCAAACUCGGAUAUGCUGCCGACGUGGUACCGCAGAAUACUGGCGGCGAAGACGAGCAUUACUGUGGAUAUUGUACCCUGGGAUGCUCCUCCGCAGGGAAGAAGGGACCCACCGAGACCUGGCUGGCCGACGCAGCCAGGGCCGGAGCCGUCUUUGUCGAAGGGUUCAAGGCGGAUAAAAUCACUUUUACGGGGACUGGAAAGGAGAGGAUUGCCACGGGCGUCGAGGGUACGUGGACCUCACGCGAAGCAUACCUGUCCCGGAGUCCGAUUACACGUAAGGUGGUGGUCAAGGCGAAAAAGGUGAUUGUCUCGUGUGGCACGCUGAACAGCCCGCUUCUGCUGCUGCGCAGUGGAGUGCAGAAUUGGCACAUCGGUCGCAAUCUACAUAUCCACCCCGUUCUCUUCGGUGCCGCUGUCUUCGAUGAGGCGAUUCGCCCCUGGGAGGGCUCGGCCUUGACCGCAGUAGUGAAAGAAUUUGAGAAUCUGGAUGGCCGCGGCCAUGGAGCCAAGAUCGAAACCACCGUCACCCUGCCACCGCUCUUUCUACCCAUCUUCCCCUGGCGUGGCGGGCUCGACUACAAGAGGUUCUGCGCCAAGUUGGGCUCCAUGACCAGUUACAUCGCCGUGACCCGCGAUCGCGAGUCCGGGCGCGUCUAUCCCGACCCCGUCGACGGACGGAUCCGCGUGGAGUACACCCCGUCCGCCUUCGACCGCAGGAGUGCCGCAGAAGCCUUGAUCGCCAGUGCAAAGAUGGCUUAUCUCGCGGGCGCGAAGGAGUUCCAUGUCUCGUACGCGGAUAUGCCACCUUUCUCUCGGUCCGAACAAGCGACGGAGGCAGACGAGGAGGAGGAGGGGAUUAACAAUCCGGCUCUGCAGGCUUGGAUCAAGGAAUUCCGACAGAAAUUCCCCUUGGACGUCGAGAAGGCAGGCUAUGCCAGCGCUCACCAGAUGGGCACCUGUCGGAUGGCCAGCUCAGCAGGUCAGGGUGUGGUAGAUCCGGAAUGCCAGGUCUGGGGCACCCAGGGGCUGUACGUGAUGGAUGCCUCCAUCUUCCCCAGUGCGAGUGGCGUGAAUCCGAUGAUCACCAACAUGGCCAUCGCGGACUGGGCUACUCGUCAGUUGUCGAAGAAAAUGCGAAGGGAAGAGAGGUAAUUUCAGGGAAUGGCUUCCAGUACGAAGUAAUGAAUAUCUUGAUCAAAGCCCCAGCUCCAUAGUAGCUUUGAUGGGGGCGCGUAAUACAUCACUUGGAUCCUGCCGGUCACGAAGGAAUUUAAUACCGCGUCGC
Molecule: messenger RNA, 2685 nt
Organism: Aspergillus homomorphus CBS 101889
Lineage: Eukaryota; Fungi; Ascomycota; Eurotiomycetes; Eurotiales; Aspergillaceae
Product: choline dehydrogenase
Exons: 2
Coding region: 273-2552 (759 amino acids)
Molecular function (GO): long-chain-alcohol oxidase activity; flavin adenine dinucleotide binding
Source: RefSeq, a predicted model, not a curated record